ACUGUUGACAACAGUGAGGAAAGAGUGUCAGUGAGGACAGAGGGGAGGUGAGAGUGAGGGAGAGAUGAACUGGGUAUGAAAGCUGAACACUUGGACAAAGAGCCAGCAGGGAUAAACAGUAGCUUCUACUUUCAGAAGUUAUGAGUUAUCCAGGAACUCGGACACUUUGAAAGCAUCGUCGUCAUGUGGGACAAACCAGGAGGAUGACUGGACAUCUGCAGCAUCUCAACUUUACAGGAGCAGGAAGAGUGACUCCCUUCAGAAUGAACUGUGCAGUGAUUCUUCUAUUAACAUCAAGCUGCUUCGCCUGGUCUUCAGUGAUACAUACCCCCAACAGAGCAGAAUCCAAGAAACUAAAGUACCUCCUUGAGCCUCCUGUGUACGCUGAGGUUGUUGGCAGAAGGGGACAAAACGUCACCUUGCCGUGUAUCCUGAGAAUCAAACCUAGCCAUUACAAAGUGAAAUGGACAAAGCUGGAGCCGGAACACGUCGGGACGGAGAACAUUAUCAUGAUUUUAAAUGCACAUGCUUUCAAGCCAUACGGCCAUCUUGGACAGCGGGCUUCUCUCCGGAAGGCUCACACCAUGGACGCAUCGCUACAGCUCAGCAGCCUUGAGCUGGAAGAUGGCGGCACGUAUCGCUGCGAGCUUGUCAAUGGCAUCGAAGAUGAGAGUGUUGUCAUUACUUUGAGGAUUGAAGGUGUGGUGUUUCCAUAUCAGAGUAAAAAUGGCCGCUACAGAUUCACUUUCCAUGAGGCUAAGGAGGCUUGUACUGAGCAAGAUGGCACAUUAGCCUCACUGACCCAGCUGUACAUAGCAUGGACUGAGGGUCUGGACUGGUGUAAUGCAGGCUGGCUCCAUGAUGGAACCGUUCAUUACCCCAUUAUUCAUCCUCGACCUGCCUGUGGAGGAGAGCUGGUCCCUGGAAUUCGCAGUUAUGGACCAAAAGAUAAGAAUCACGAUCGGUUCGAUGCUUUCUGCUUUACUUCCCAGGCGUCUGGCUCUGUUUCCUACAUAUCGGGGGCGUUCUCUUUCGAGCAGGCAGGACAUGCAUGUAAACAUCAGGGAGCGGAGUUGGCGUUGGUGGGCCAGCUCUAUGCCGCCUGGCGUUUCCAAAACUAUGACCAGUGUGAUGGCGGAUGGCUGAAGGAUGGCAGCGUACGGUUUCCCAUCAGAAGCCCUCGGGAGCGCUGUGGAGGCAUCCCUGAAGCAGGGGUACGCUCAUUUGGAUUCCCCAACAAGGCGAUGCAUCUUUAUGGCGCCUACUGCUAUAGGUAGCCCAAAAUAAAACAAAAAUACAAGGCAAGGCAAGGCAGGUUGAAUUGUAUAGCACAUUUCAACAAAAAGGCAAUUUAAAGUGCUUUACAUAAAACAUAAAAGCAACAAAUUGGGAAAUUGAA
Molecule: messenger RNA, 1399 nt
Organism: Micropterus salmoides (largemouth bass)
Lineage: Eukaryota; Metazoa; Chordata; Actinopteri; Centrarchiformes; Centrarchidae
Gene: hapln2
Product: hyaluronan and proteoglycan link protein 2
Exons: 6
Coding region: 204-1277 (357 amino acids)
Biological process (GO): cell adhesion
Molecular function (GO): hyaluronic acid binding
Source: RefSeq, a predicted model, not a curated record